Herpailurus yagouaroundi (jaguarundi) is the source of this 1808-nucleotide messenger RNA. It is a transcript of the gene SPAG8, whose product is annotated as sperm associated antigen 8. The coding region runs from base 254 to 1681 and encodes 475 amino acids. NCBI's taxonomy places the organism in Eukaryota, Metazoa, Chordata, Mammalia, Carnivora, Felidae. The transcript is spliced from 6 exons. The record is from RefSeq and is a predicted model, not a curated record. Gene Ontology annotation, molecular function: microtubule binding. Gene Ontology annotation, cellular component: nucleus; cytoplasm. Gene Ontology annotation, biological process: positive regulation of transcription by RNA polymerase II.
UAGAAAGCCUCAGAAAGAAUCAUGCUUAAGUGUAGAAGGCAGAACCCUAGACUAGCGGAACCUUAAGAGCUGGGCUGAGGCGGAACGGAGUCUGAACGGAAAGCAAACUUCCUAGACUUCCCCAGGUUUAAGACUUCCGCCCCGCAGAGAAUUUGUCUCCACCCCCACCCAGCACUUCCGCCCAACUCUAGUCCUGCGCAGUCUCCUGAAUUAUUUGCCGUCUCUAUGGCAACCCGGUAGCUGGAGAUUGAAGAUGGAGACCGCGCAGUCUACCAAGGGAUCGAGAUGUCGAUCUUUAGAUGUACAGCCUGGCACUGAAGGACUAGGGUCCACUUCAGAACCAUUUUCUUCGGAUGGCCAUCCUAUAACGGCCCUGGCAGCCGCAACUACAGCAGCUGCGGCCUCCUCCACCGACAAAGCGACUGUGUUAUCCGCAAAGACCCCAGCGUGCCACUCUGAGCCGAACCUUCUCAUGAACCACUCCUCUGACAGUCUUCUGGGGGAUCCCUGCACUGGAGCCAGCUUUACCCACAGCAUUGGCCAUGGGAAACUUGGCAUUGAGCCUAUCUAUGUUUCCCAUAUUGCUCAGGAUCCCUGUACUACAAAAGACCUUAGCUCUAGUCCUGGCCCUAUUCUUGGCUCCAGUUCUGGUUCCUGCCAUGGCUCUGGUCAAGACACUGGUCCUGAUUCUGGCCCUGGUCCUGCUACUGACGCUGGGCCUAGUCCAGGCUGUGGCCAUGACCGUGAGCCCAGCCCCUACAAUCUUACAAGUUUCAGAACCCCCCAAGCAGAUCUGGUCCCUAAUUAUGCCUCCUGGAAUCACUACUGCCACUGGGAACCGCGGAAACAACCCUGGAAAUUUUUGCAAGUCUCAGAACCUGGUGCCCGAGGGCAUUGGAAGACCCCUGAGGUUGAAGGGAAGUGUAAGGUUCCCAAUGAAACAUUGCCACGGGGCCACAGCCUUCUCUACAACUGGGAGGAGGAGAGAGCCACCAACCACCUGGAUCAAGUCCCAAGCAUGCAGGAUGGCUCUGAGAGUUUCUUCUUCCGACAUGGACACCAGGGACUGCUGACCCUGCAGCUACAGUCACCCAUGUCCUUCAGCACCACUCAGAAAGACUCAUACCAGCCCCCACGAAACUGCUAUCAGCCAACUCGAGGAAAGCGUGAAGCCAUGCUGGAGAUGCUCCUGCGCCACCAGAUCUGUAAAGAGGUGCAGGCAGAGCAGGAAGCCACAAGGAAGCAGUUUGAGGUCGAGUCUGUGACACACCAUGACUACCGAAAGGAGCUGGUGCAAGCCGGGCCUCCUGCCCCAACCAAGCCUCACGACUACCGUCGGGAGCAACCUGAAACCUUCUGGAUACAGAGGGCACCACAGCUACCGGUGUGUGAGGGUGUCAGGUGUCGGGGAAAACAAGGAGGGGGAAGAGGCUGUUCUGUUCUGGCUUGGUGCAGAGCGGGAUCUGUCCUCAUUCUGGCCUUCCUCCAGGGUGUCAGUAGCAUCAAGACUCUGGACACGCCAUUCCGGAAGAACUGCAGCUUCUCAACACCAGUGCCUCUGUCUCUGGGGCAGCCUUUGCCCUAUGAACCUGAGAAUUAUUCCCACCAACUGGGAGAAAUAUCUUCCCUUGUCUGUCAGGGAGGAGGACAGGGAGGUGGAAUGGGUGGAACUACUAUCUAAGGGUUGAGGAGGGAAGAGGGAUAUGGACUAUGGAAUCGAUUUCUGUCUGUACUGGAGAGGUGGAAAGGAAGUGAAUUCUGUCUACUUGGUGAAGAGGCUUCACAUAAAGGGUUCUCUCUCAUCCUGA